CCGCGGAGGCCUAGGGGUGAGAGGGCAGCCAGGGUUAGAGAUUUGGAGGAGCCAGGGGCCACGAGGACGCACGUGUCCGCAUCCCUUUCUUGGUGCCCUUUAUCCCUAGGGUUUGAUAGCAGCGGGGAUAGCCCGGGGCCCCGUGCAUGGCCACAGAGUUACAGCGUCCGGACUCCAUGCCCUGUCACAAUCGGCAAGUAAACUCUACUUCUAGCCCAAGUCCCGACCAUCUGCUAGCUGAGGACCGGGUCCUGGAUCAUGCAGAGGAAAAUAACGCUGCUAUGGCUAAGCUGACUCUCCUCCCUGGGCACGCCCAUUCUAGCGUGCUUUCGGAGCGGGACUCUCCGGCCUGCUGCAGCACUGAUCUUCACUCUGAGAACCACAGUGACAGUAGUGACAGUGGCAACUACGAUGCACCUGUCUGCGGCGACUCCCUGCUAGGGGACUGUGAACUCUCCCGACAGAUUGGGGCUCAGCUUAAGUUGCUGCCUAUGAAUGAUCAGAUCCGGGAGCUUCAGACUAUCAUCCGGGACAAGACAGCCAGUAGAGGGGACUUUAUGUUUUCUGCAGAUCGCUUGAUCAGACUUGUUGUAGAAGAAGGAUUGAAUCAGCUGCCAUAUGAAGAAUGUAUGGUGACCACUCCCACAGGGCACAAGUAUGAAGGAGUGAAAUUUGAGAAAGGAAAUUGUGGGGUCAGCAUAAUGAGAAGCGGUGAGGCAAUGGAACAAGGCUUGCGAGACUGCUGUCGAUCCAUACGGAUCGGGAAGAUCCUGAUUCAGAGUGACGAGGAGACACAAAGGGCCAAAGUAUAUUAUGCCAAGUUCCCCCCAGACAUUCAUCGCAGAAAAGUCCUUCUGAUGUAUCCGAUUCUCAGUACUGGAAAUACUGUAAUUGAAGCUGUAAAGGUUCUUAUAGAACAUGGAGUUCAACCCAGUGUUAUUAUCCUACUCAGUCUCUUCUCCACCCCACAUGGUGCCAAAUCAAUCAUUCAAGAAUUUCCAGAGAUCACCAUUUUAACUACUGAAGUUCAUCCUGUUGCACCUACACAUUUUGGACAGAAAUACUUUGGAACAGACUAAGUUAUUAAAGGAAAAUUAAGUACCUUGCAUAAUAUUAUGGUUAUAAAUGGAUUCCAUAUCUGUUUUUACUAAUUUGUUUGAGAAAUAAUGGAGAAAAUAUGUUAGGAAUGCCUUUUAACAUUGGAAGUAGGUGUAGCAACAAGAAAUAUUGGAAGUUUAUUUAUUUGAUUUGAUCAUUUCUUCACAUGUGGUACCAAAUUCAGCGAUGAAGCACAAUCUCAGUGCUUGGUUCAGAAGUUGCUUGCAGCUGCAAAGAAAACCCAAAUGAGAGUUAGUUCUUUGGUACACUGCAGGUUUACAUUUUCCUUACUGUUCUUUAGCUCUAGAGUGUUUCCCUAUAUGUGGGGUCUUG
This is a messenger RNA of Mus pahari (shrew mouse), 1431 nucleotides long. It is a transcript of the gene Uprt, whose product is annotated as uracil phosphoribosyltransferase homolog. The transcript has 7 exons. Bases 147 to 1079 code for a protein of 310 amino acids. Lineage: Eukaryota; Metazoa; Chordata; Mammalia; Rodentia; Muridae. The record is from RefSeq and is a predicted model, not a curated record.